GCUCUUGGGCGGAGGCGGAGGCGGAGGCGGAGGCGGAGGGUGGAGUUACCACUCCAAACCCCUUCUUAUUUUCGGCGUUCCAUCGCCUCGCUUUCUGAUCUCGAUUCCAUUCUGUGUCCGCCCUCGUCGUCGAAUUAUGGUUUCUGGAAUGCUCCUCCUCGUUCCCUCCGUGCGAUCUCUGGUCAUCUGCUAGGGUUUCCAGUGACCGCCGACUCUGGAUCUCCUCCAGGGUGAGCUCGAGCUUAGAGAGUGAGAUCGAGGGCGAAGUGAGCAACGAAUCGUCAGUAGAAUUGCUCGAUUGGACGUCUAAGAGACUGGUCGUUUCGUAUAAUUGUUUUGUCCCGACAACUGCCAGAUAAUGUCGUUCGGACAGGAUCCGUGCAACUACCUCAGAGAGAAUUGUUUCAUGCCUCUGUCAAUUAAAAGUUCAUUCCUUCUGAAUGCUACCAAUUAGAUUGAGGCUUCUACUGGAGGAAGCCAGCCAAGUUCCUGUCAAUGACUUGGAAUUUUAUGCUAUAAUUGCUUCUAUUUUGUAAUCUUCAAAGCAAUCGAGUAAUUUCAAUCAGAAUGCCUAUGUUGUGGGGGAAAUCUUCAUCUAAAGAUGUGAAGAAGAAGACCGUUAAAGAAAAUUUCAUCGAUACAUUGCAUCGUUUUAUAAGUCCAACUGAGCAUAAAGAAGGUUCAAGAAGGAUUGAACGGCAUAGCAGCCAUGUAACUUCAGAGAAGAACUGCAGAUCCAGAGCUGAAUCACAAUCUACAUCACCCUCUGCACAAGUGUCUCGUUGUCAAAGUUUUGCUGCUAGGCCAAAUGCCCAACCACUUCCUCUUCCGGAUAUAAACUCAGGUGUUACUUGUACACCCUCUAAAGUUCGUUAUCAAAGACCAAUAUUGGAAAAACGGGGAAAACCACCAUUGUGUUUGCCACUUCCAAAGCCUCAUCACAUUCCCAAAGGACUUGAUGAUUUUGAUGGAGAAUUGGCUACUGCUUCAGCUUCUAGUAAUUGCUCGAUUGAUAGUGAUGACCGAUGCGAUUCUCAACUUCAAAGUCCUGUAGGCAAUGACCUUGAGAAUACCAACAAAACUGUUGUAGAUAAUCAUUUCAGCUUAUUGCAAAAGGACCAUUUUUCUCCAAGGAAAAGGAGCCCAAAAGAAAUUGCUAAGCCAACAAAAUUUUUAUUUGGAAACCAAACAACAUCUUCACCCAUGUGGGGUGUUCCAAACAGUAAUCGGUCUAAUAUGCAAAUUCCUCAUAGCAAUGCUGUCGGAAGUGCCCCAGAUAGUUCUAUGUCAAGUCCUUCAAGAAGUCCUAUGAGGGUUUUAUGUCUUGAGCAGGUUCCAGCAUCAGCAUGUUUGCCAAUGAAAACUGGUAAUGAUGUAACAUUCAAUGGAUCUGGCCAGUGCUCAAGCCCAGGCUCAGGACAGACUUCUGGGCAUAAUUCUCUGGGUGGAGAUAUGCUAGGGCAGUUUUGGCAACAUAGUAGAGGUAGUCCAGAAUGUUCUCCAAUACCCAGUCCACGAAUGACAAGUCCUGGUCCGAAUUCCAGGAUACAUAGUGGUACUGUUUCUCCUCUUCAUCCACGAGCAGGAGGAACUGCACCAGAAUCACCUACCAGUAGGAACGAUGACGGAAAGAAACAAUGCCAUAGAUUACCUCUCCCGCCAAUAAAUGUUUCUCGCACUUCUCCAUUCUCUCCAAGCAAUUCAGCUGUUGCUACACCAAUAUCUCGUAGUCCUGGAAAGACAGAAAAUCCUGCAAGUCCAGGGUCACGGUGGAAGAAGGGAAAAUUGAUUGGUCGUGGUACAUUUGGCCAUGUUUAUGUUGGUUUUAACAGUGAGAGUGGUGAAAUGUGUGCGAUGAAGGAAGUUACCCUCUUCAUGGAUGAUGCAAAGUCAAAGGAAAGUGCAAAACACUUAGGGCAGGAAAUAUCUCUUUUGAGUCGAUUGCAACAUCCAAAUAUUGUGCAGUAUUAUGGUAGUGAGAUGAUUGAUGAUAAACUUUAUAUUUACCUGGAAUAUGUAUCCGGUGGUUCUAUACAUAAACUCCUCCAGGACUAUGGUCAAUUUGGUGAGCCAGCAAUUCGUAGCUAUUCCCAGCAAAUUCUUUCUGGAUUAGCAUAUUUGCAUGCUAAAAAUACUGUACAUAGGGACAUAAAAGGUGCAAACAUAUUGGUAGAUCCAAAUGGCCGAGUUAAGCUGGCAGAUUUUGGGAUGGCAAAACAUAUUACUGGACAAUCAUGCCCCUUAUCAUUUAAGGGAAGCCCUUAUUGGAUGGCUCCAGAGGUCAUCAAGAAUUCGAAUGGAUGUAACCUUGCUGUGGAUAUUUGGAGUCUAGGGUGCACUGUCCUGGAGAUGGCUACAUCAAAGCCACCUUGGAGUCAAUAUGAAGGGAUUGCAGCAAUGUUCAAAAUUGGAAACAGUAAAGAGCUUCCAAAAAUCCCUGAUCACCUCUCUGAUGAUGGCAAGGAUUUUAUAAGGCAUUGUCUUCAGCGUGAGCCAUCUAACCGCCCUACCGCUUCUGAGCUUCUGCAGCAUCCAUUUGUGAAAAAUGCAUCAUCAAUUGAGAAAUCUCCAAUUUGUUCUGAACCUUUAGAAUCACCAGGUGGUAUUUCAGCUGGAACAAACAUUAAGGUAACUAGCCAUGUGAAAAAUUUGUCUUCUCUGGACACAGAAGGAAUGACAAUCUAUCACGUAAGAGGUGGAGCACCUACCAUAACGACAAGUGAUGUUCUUAUGAGAUACAUAUCUUGUCCUGUCUCUCCGAUGGGAAGUCCUCACUUGAAUUCCAGUUCUCAACGGUAUGUGAGUGGAAGGAUGUCCCCUUCUCCCAUUUCGAGUCCUAUAGCCACCUCAGGUGCAUCUACACCUCUGACUGGUGGCAAUGGUGCUAUUCCCUUCAGCCAGUCAAAGCAGGGGGGUCGAGAACCUGAUGGCUUCAAUCGCUUGUCAAAAUGCAAAAGUGAUGUGUAUCUUAGCGGGACCAUUUGCCAUGAACGGAAACUCAAUCUUUUAGCUGGAAUGCAGCAAGGCCCGCAAAAUGUCUGGGAAAGAGUGGCAUCAGAAGCUGACAUUCGCAGUGCUCAGUUUGGUAGGUUGAGACAGGUUAAUUUACGGGAUCCUCAUGAGAAGCAGCAUGAUCAUGUGCUCCUUCGUUCUGUAAGAGAUCAAAUGAAGCUUAAGCCUUCACAAAGUCCCAGCAGUUCAGGUAUUCCAACUCAUGACUCACAAAGGCUACAUGACUGACAGAAUGAUCAGCCAGAUCUUAAUUUUUUUUUUUAUUGGUCUGGCAUGCUUAUAUUGCCCCCCAAUUUCAUCCCAAACUAAUUUAUUUGGUAAGGAAGUUGCCACUGUACAAUCAUUCUUUGUUCUUUGGAGACUUGGGAAGUGGACUACGUUCUUUUCUACAAAUUCUCUGCCAAGUUUCAAACUGCUAAGUAUUAGUGGAGUCUGCAGAUUGACGCAGUGAUUUCAGAGGAUGCAAGUUCUUUGUUAGGAAAGCAAAAGAGCAAGCGAUGUUUGGAAAACCGGAAGCUCGGAACUCAACUUGUGCAUACAGUUUGACUAUUUGUAUAAAGGCUGACCCCCACAUUGUCCAACAUUUUGCAUCAUUAAGUUAUUAUACUAUGUCUGACUGCAUCAGUUUGGAUGUACAAUUAACAUAUUUCUUUAUGUGGAAGCAUUCUCUUCUAUGCAGUUAUCUAUAUUUGUGACAGUUUUUAAGGAUAUCAAAGGAUGUUUUAAUCA
This is a messenger RNA of Zingiber officinale, 3741 nucleotides long. Its product is annotated as mitogen-activated protein kinase kinase kinase YODA-like. Bases 568 to 3240 code for a protein of 890 amino acids. The transcript has 12 exons. The record is from RefSeq and is a predicted model, not a curated record. Lineage: Eukaryota; Viridiplantae; Streptophyta; Magnoliopsida; Zingiberales; Zingiberaceae. Gene Ontology annotation, molecular function: protein kinase activity; ATP binding. Gene Ontology annotation, biological process: protein phosphorylation.